Papaver somniferum (opium poppy) is the source of this 1707-nucleotide messenger RNA. RefSeq names its product fasciclin-like arabinogalactan protein 8. Gene Ontology annotation, cellular component: plasma membrane. NCBI's taxonomy places the organism in Eukaryota, Viridiplantae, Streptophyta, Magnoliopsida, Ranunculales, Papaveraceae. The coding region runs from base 123 to 1493 and encodes 456 amino acids. The transcript has a single exon. The record is from RefSeq and is a predicted model, not a curated record.
AACCCUAGUUAACCAUACCAAUCCCUCUUUUUCGGUUUCAAAACCCAACUAAACCCUCAUUUCACUCCCAUAAACCAGACUCCUCUCUCUCAAAAACUUUCCAUUUUCCAAACCUCAUAACCAUGGCUGUUUCAAACACAAACACCAUGAUAAUACUAAUGAUCUUGAUUCUUACACUAUUCUCAACAACACCAUUACCAACUUCUGGUGCUGCUGCAUCACAUAACAUUACAGAGAUUCUCUCAAAGUUUCCAGAUUACAGUGUUUACAAUGAUUACCUAACAAAAACCAAAGUCUCUGAUGAAAUCAACAGUAGACAAACAAUCACAGUGUUGGUACUCAACAAUGGAGCUAUGGGAAGUUUAACAUCUGGUAAUCAUCCAUUAUCAGUUAUCAAGAAAGCACUGUCAUUACUUGUUAUUCUUGAUUAUUUUGAUGCUCAGAAACUCCAUGAUAUCUCUGACGGUACUACUCUAUCUACUACUCUUUAUCAAACUAGUGGUACUGCUCCUGGUAAUCUUGGGUUUGUUAAUAUUACUGAUUUGAAAGGUGGGGUGGUUAGUUUUGGUUCUGCUGCACCUGGAUCUAAAUUUGAUGCUAAUUACACUAAACCUGUCAAACAAAUCCCAUAUUCACUCUCUGUUUUAGAGAUUUCUGCACCGGUUAUUGCACCUGGUAUUUUAACAGCACCAAACACAUCAGAUGUGAACAUCACAGCUUUGUUAGAGAAAGCUGGUUGCAAGACAUUUUCUUCAAUGUUGAUCUCUUCUGGUGUGUUGAAGAUGUAUGAAUCAUCAGCUCUUGACAAAGGAUUAACAUUGUUUGCACCAUCUGAUGAAGCAUUUAAGAAAGAUGUUGGUAAACCAGAUCUAACAAAAUUAUCAAGUGCUGAGAUUGUUACAAUGCUUCAAUAUCAUGCUAUUCCUAGUUACACACCGAUUGGUACAUUGAAAACAAGUAAAGAUCAUCCAAUCUCAACAUUAGCUACUAACGGUGCAAAGAAAUUUGAAUUAUCUGUUACUUCUGCUGGUGAUUCUGUCACUUUGAAUACCGGUGUUGAUUCAUCUAGAGUUGCUGGUAUUGUUAUUGAUGAAACACCUUUGUGUAUUUUCACUGUGGAUGAUAUUUUAUUACCGGUUGAGUUAUUUGGUACAUCACCAUCACCGUCUCCAUCAUUAGCACCUGAACCAUCAGUAUCAGAUUCUCCUUCUUCAGCACCGUCACCUUUAAGUUCAGAUUCACCUUCUUCAGCACCAUCUCCGGCACCGGAAAGUGCUGAUACACCCAGUCCAUCACCAUCAACAGCACCUUUCGCAUCACCACCAGCACCAGCUUCCGGUGAAUCACCUAAUGGAUCACCAGCUGAUUCACCUGAUAGUUCUGAUGAUUCAAGUUCUGAUGGAAAGAGUCAUGGUGUUAUUGUUCAUGGUUCGUUCUUCAAAACCCUAAUUUUGACUGUUUCUGCUGGUGCUCUACUUGCUUGGAACUUGUGAAGAAGAUGAUGAUCAAGGAUGGCUGAAGAACAGUUUCUCUCUCCUCCUUUUUAGUUAGUUUUUUUUUACUUUUUACUUUUUUUCUGGGUAAUUUUUAUUUAUUUAUUGUGAAUUUUGACUGCUGCGUAUUCUAGCAGAGAUGGUGUUUGUUAUGUUAUUGUGAACUUUGGUGACUAGUUUAAUGAUAUAGUUUGUUAUUAUACUAUGCGUUUCA